GCUUGCCAGCAGACAGGAUAUCCGGUCAAACCGGAAAACAAGAUUGUCGUCAGGAUGAUUCUUUUUCCUAUCAGCUAACGUCGACCAGAAUGUAACAUAUGGAGUUAGUAAAAAUAAAUAUUGGGGGAGCAGAUAUGCGACACUAUUUCUUCCAUUUUGUAUGAAUAAUGUUAUUUUUUAUGCUUCCUUGAGUCGUUGUCCUCCGCCAAAGAGAGGUUGGUUGAACUGCUAGUACGUUAGCUCCAAGUGGAGUCCCGAGCCACCUGUCACCCUUUUUCAAUGGCACGCAAUUUGACUUUUAUAGCGUCAGGCAGUUGUUUACUUAUUAUAUCUGUCCGUCUUAUUCCGCUUAUCAAUGCCUGAACACGGACCAAGGAUGAAUGGGUUUUCUUUCAGCGAACUGUGCUGGCUAUUCUGUUGCCCGCCCUGUCCCAGUCGCAUCGCGGCGAAACUAGCUUUCCUUCCACCUGAGCCCACGUACCUGAUCCAUACCGAUGCAGAUGGAGGAACGAGCUUGCAUUUAACCGAACGCGCGGACUGGCAGUAUUCUCAGCGUGAACUCGACGUGGUGGAAGUAUUUAGCACCCGAAGUAGUCGGGGUAACCGGGUGCAAACCAUGUUUGUGCGUUGUGCCCCCAACAGCCGCUACACACUACUAUUUUCCCAUGGAAACGCCGUGGACUUGGGACAGAUGUGCAGUUUUUACAUCGGCUUGGGGUCCCGAAUCAACUGCAACGUGUUUUCUUACGACUACUCGGGCUAUGGAGUUAGUACUGGCAAGGCCUCUGAGAAGAACAUGUAUGCGGAUAUCGAGGCGGCUUGGCAUGUCCUGAGGAACAAGUAUGGGGUAACACCAGAGAACAUCAUCCUCUAUGGUCAGAGUAUUGGCACUGUGCCCACCAUUGACCUCGCUGCUCGCUAUGAAUGUGCAGCCAUCAUUCUGCACUCACCACUUAUGUCGGGUCUUCGAGUGGCUUUCCCGAAUACACGCAAGACUUACUGCUUUGAUGCUUUCCCUAGUAUUGACAAGGUGUCCAAGGUGGCAUCCCCCGUGUUGGUGAUCCACGGUACAGAGGAUGAAGUGAUUGACUUCUCUCAUGGCUUGACAAUGUAUGAACGCUGCCCCCGUGCCGUCGAGCCCCUCUGGGUGGAAGGAGCGGGGCACAAUGACAUCGAACUCUAUGCACAAUACCUGGAGAGACUCAAGCAGUUCAUUUCCUUUGAGCUUCACACGUCCUCUUGAGUGGAGUCCGGCACACACAGGCCAGGGUUCAACAGGACAGUCUUCUCCUUUUAAGCGCCAAACUUCAUCCUCAAGCAGAAACAGGACUGUAGUAAACAUAUCACAUGGCAUUCCCAUGUCUUUGUAGACUCUUUAGGGAUUAUAAUGAAAGGUGUACUAUCCAGCUCAAUUUCUUUGGUCCGCGCACACCUCAUUCUCUUGUUGAAUUAAGAACAUUUACUUAUUCUAAUCAAUUCAUAGUGGGAUUCCUGCCUGCUGAGAGUUUCUGACGUGGUCACACUUGAUAUAUAUAUUUUAUACUCUUACAAAAGAAAAUUGUUUUUCCACCUCAAGUGACAAUUCAAGUUUGUAGAUUUUCUGUAUUCCUGGGUUUUAUUUUCAGGACUAAUCAAACAAAUGCACUUUUUUGUGCAACUACUUUCAGGAAUUAUAUUUUUUCUGCCCUCCUUCAAGCAUUCCAGUUUUUUUUGUUUAUUUUGUGAAUUUUUUUUUUUUUCCUAAAUUGCACACCUACUAUAUUUUAUACUGCUUUUCUAGCUGUGAUCUCUGGAACACUAAUGACUGCUAACCUCUGGUCCAAGAAGAAGGUGCAUACAGAUUCUGUAUUUUAACAAGUCAGUCAAGACAUUACAAACACAUGUUGAGAAAAAUGGAUGCUUGCCUCAACAAAAUAAAAAUAACAAUAUCAGGGCUAUUCUUUUGCAAACCAGACAUGUUUCUUUAGAAUUAUGUUUUACAUUUUCUUUUAUUGAACCGCAAAAUGUGGUCUACGUCAAACACUAUGUUGCCACUUUUUUGGUGUAUCUACUCUACUGUUACACUCCAAAUAAACAAUAUUCUCACAGUUCCCAGCAACCUUGUUGGGUACAUGGCGGCUCGAAGUGACUUAUACAUGCUGCUGUUUUUGUUUGAGAUGCAGUCAUUCAAACACUGUGAAAGCUGGGAAAAACAAUGAAAUAUUUGUAACCGACUGAACCUCGGAUUUAAGCUGCUCCAACCGUCAUUGUCAGGAUGUGUCCCUGACUCCUAUUGGGUGGACAACAGUCAAGUUGUACUUUCCUUAAAAAAUACUGCUUGCUGAGCCCUUGUGGAAGUUUGCAGUUUCUUUUAGGAUCACGCUCCAAAGAAGUGAGAACAAAAUGUAGGCAGCUUAAUUGCUUCUUGUUUAGGUUGUCAUUUUUAGACAGCAUUUUUUUUUUUUUUUGUUAUGGAAGAAGAAUGCAUAAAAAAGUUAGAAUUAAACUGACAAUAAUAAAAAAAGUCAAACACUGCUAAAGUAUAUUGUUGAAAAUGUAAAACUGAGAAGGUUGUGUUUAAGCAGUAAUAAUUUGAUUGUGAAAUGAUUUUUGUCAUAUUUGUGGUAUCUCAUUGGCAAACUUUGGUUGAUCUUUUUAAUAGUUUGAAGGGCCCCCUCCCGCUUUAGUUUUGGUAGCUGUUUUGAUACUUGAAAUUUCUAUGAUUACUAUUUUAAAUGUUGCUAGAUUGUUAGUCUAUGAAGUCACUCAUUGAUAUUAACGUACAAUGUUCUGCCUAGUCUCACUGACACUGGAGUCAUUUAUGAAAACUAUAAAGCAAAUGGCACUAGAAAGUAGAUUUUGGUAUUAUGCCUUAAACAUUUUGAAAUUGUUGCAAAAAAGCAACACAAUGUAUGUUUAAAUGCUUGAAGAAUAAAAAUGCAAGAAAAUGAA
Syngnathoides biaculeatus (alligator pipefish) is the source of this 2931-nucleotide messenger RNA. It is a transcript of the gene abhd17c, whose product is annotated as abhydrolase domain containing 17C, depalmitoylase. Gene Ontology annotation, molecular function: palmitoyl-(protein) hydrolase activity. Gene Ontology annotation, cellular component: endosome membrane; plasma membrane. Bases 356 to 1243 code for a protein of 295 amino acids. Gene Ontology annotation, biological process: protein depalmitoylation. The transcript has 3 exons. Lineage: Eukaryota; Metazoa; Chordata; Actinopteri; Syngnathiformes; Syngnathidae. The record is from RefSeq and is a predicted model, not a curated record.